AUGCAUUGGAAUCUAAAGAUGUUAUUAGUAUAUCCUUAUUCAUCUCCUCAAUGCCGUAUAAACAAUGUCUUCACUGUAUUGGAGAUCCGAUAUUAUGAUUUUUCUGUCCAUAGUUAUCCCCAGCGAGUGCAGCAAGUAAAUAUGCAAGUUUCAAUCCAAUCACUGAGAACCAGCUUCUGGAGGGUCACUCCUCGAAAGUUACCACCAAUCCCAGUCACUGUCUCAGCGGAAGGUUCUGUUCCAGAAAGGCUCACAACCUACAUCAUGGAUACUGGUCUGAGCAGAGCAGAAGCGAAGCAUAAGAUUCUCGUUUCACUUGAAACCAAAAAUCCUGUUGUACUUCCGCUAGGCCUCAUCAGGGAUACUCAUGAGAUUCAGAUGUUGUGGUAUGGUAUUCCUAAGCAGGAGCCUGAGAUGCUAACACUCACUGUUGCUUUGGUGAACAGUGUACACCAUUCCAAUGGCAUUGUCAUGCUUUACUCCUUGAUAAACAUCCACGGGCUGUCCCAACCUCCUCCUGGAAAAUUUACCUAG
Molecule: messenger RNA, 534 nt
Organism: Nezara viridula (southern green stink bug)
Lineage: Eukaryota; Metazoa; Arthropoda; Insecta; Hemiptera; Pentatomidae
Source: the annotation of a GenBank genome assembly